AUGUCUCGCCAUCACCCCGAUCUCGUCAUGUGCCGUAAGCAGACAGGCAUCUCCAUCGGCCGUCUCUGCGACAAGUGCGACGGUAAAUGCCCCGUGUGCGACUCUUACGUGCGCCCCACGACCUUGGUUCGGAUCUGCGAUGAAUGUUCCUUCGGUAACUACCAGAACAAAUGUGUGGUCUGCGGUGGCGAGGGAAUCAGCGACGCGUUCUACUGCUUUGAAUGCACGCGCCUAGAGAAGGACCGAGACGGAUGUCCGAAGAUUAUAAAUCUGGGAAGUUCGCGGACAGACUUAUUCUACCAAAAGAAAAGUUUUCGAAAUCAAUAA
Penicillium chermesinum is the source of this 327-nucleotide messenger RNA. Its product is annotated as PHF5 family protein. The transcript has a single exon. Lineage: Eukaryota; Fungi; Ascomycota; Eurotiomycetes; Eurotiales; Aspergillaceae. The coding region runs from base 1 to 327 and encodes 108 amino acids. The record is from RefSeq and is a predicted model, not a curated record. Gene Ontology annotation, cellular component: U2 snRNP; precatalytic spliceosome; catalytic step 2 spliceosome. Gene Ontology annotation, biological process: mRNA splicing, via spliceosome.